Sebastes umbrosus (honeycomb rockfish) is the source of this 2598-nucleotide messenger RNA. It is a transcript of the gene hnrnpm, whose product is annotated as heterogeneous nuclear ribonucleoprotein M. Bases 170 to 2311 code for a protein of 713 amino acids. Lineage: Eukaryota; Metazoa; Chordata; Actinopteri; Perciformes; Sebastidae. Gene Ontology annotation, biological process: alternative mRNA splicing, via spliceosome; regulation of mRNA stability involved in response to oxidative stress. The transcript has 16 exons. Gene Ontology annotation, molecular function: mRNA binding. The record is from RefSeq and is a predicted model, not a curated record. Gene Ontology annotation, cellular component: post-mRNA release spliceosomal complex; cytoplasm; nucleus.
CCUGAUGCUCCUCUCUCUCCGCCAUUUUCGGUAGCUGGUGUCGCAGAGGAGGUCGGGCUCAGUUAUCUGCUCCUUUAAGUUCAGUUUUAGAAGGCGAUUGAUUCGUUACUAACAACGAAGAUAGUCUUCAAUAACACAGUUUGAUUUAGCAAAGAUAAAUAAACCGAAGAUGUCCACCGAGCAGGUCGAGAACACGAUCGUGACGGAGGCAGCAGGCCAGCAGGCGCCGCCGCCGCUCCAGCAGCAGCAGCAGCAGCAGGCGGGAGAAGUGAAUGGGAAAGCUAAACAUGAGCCCAAUUCAAGCAGGAAGGAGAGGCCGCAGAAGAGAGGUGGUGGAGGCGGGCGCUUCGAACCCUAUGGAAACGUCAACAAGAGAUACCGCGUUUUCGUCAGCAACAUCCCAUACGACGUCAAGUGGCAAGCUCUCAAAGACCUGAUGAAGGAGAAAGUGGGUGAGGUAACGUACGUGGAACACUUAAUGGACGCAGAAGGCAAAUCGAGGGGUUGUGCCGUGGUUGAGUUUAGGACGGAAGAGCUAAUGAAGAAAGCAGUGGAGAAGGUCAACAAGCACAACCUCAAUGGACGACCCCUAAAAGUGAAAGAGGACCCAGAUGGUGUGAUCGCUCAGAGAGAAAUGAACAAGGCUCAAGGUGGAGGACAUCCAGGAGGCCACGGCGGAAUGGGAGGAAUGGGUGGAAUGGAUCGCAUGAACAUGGAUCGUAUGAACAUGGAUCGCAUGGGCCCUGGACCGAAUAGCUCCGUAGUCAACAUUCCUCCGAGCCUGAUGAACAAUCCCAACAUCCCCAACGAGGUCAUCCACGGUCUCCAGGCUGGCAGGAUUGGUAACACUGUCUUUGUGGCUAAUCUUGACUACAAAGUGGGCUGGAAGAAACUGAAAGAGGUGUUCAGCAUGGCGGGCAUGGUGGUGAGGUCCGACAUUCUGGAGGACAAGGACGGGAAAAGCAGAGGCAUGGGCACAGUCUCAUUUGAUAUGCCCAUUGAAGCAGUCCAAGCUGUCUCUAUGUUUAAUGGGCAGCUGUUGUUCAACAGAGUCAUGCACGUCAAACUGGAUGAGAAAUCCCUGCCCAAAGGGGAUUUUGGACCACCUGACAGAUCUGCUGCUGCUCUUCCCCGUGGCUUGAGUGGUAUUGGUUUGGGCCUGGGACCUGGUGGCCAGCCCAUUGAUGCUACCCAACUCAACAGAGGAGGUGGUGGUGGUGGAGGAGGAGGAAUGGGCAACAUGGGCCCUGGUGGAGGAAUGGAUGGAAUGGGCUUUGGCAACAUGGGAGGUCGUAUGGGAGGUGGUGGUGGCGGCGGUGGUGGUGGUGGUGGAGGAGGAGGAGGAAUGGAAAACUUUGGAGGAAUGAACAACAUGGAGCGUUUCGGCUCUUCAGGGAUGGGCAGAAUGAACGAGAUGGACCGUGGGAUUGGUGGUGCUUUUGACAGGGAGUUUGGGCGAAAUGAAAUGGGAAUGUCUCGCAAUAAUUUUGGUGACUCCUUUGAAAGAGGAAUGGGAAACUCCCUGGGUAUGGAGCGCAUGAGCUCUGGAAUGGACCGCAUGGGAACCAGCAUGGAGCGCAUGGGAGGGAUGGAGCGGAUGGGCAUGGACAGGAUGGAACGCGGGUCUGACCUGGACAGGCUGGGCUCUGGGUUCGACCGGAUGGGCUCGGGGAUGGACCGGCUGGGGCCUAGUAUGGACAGGCUUGGACCUGGCCUGGAACGCAUGGGCUCCAGCAUGGAACGCCUCGGCCCAUCUGGGUUUGACCGCUUGGGCUCGGCUGGUUUGGAUCGCAUGAGUUCCGGCCUGGACUUUGGCUCCUCAAUGGGUAUGGAACGCAUGGGCAACACAGGGAUCGACAGAAUGCCCAGCAGCUUCGACCGCAUGGGCUCCACUGGAGGAGGACUUGACCGCUUCUCCUCCGGUGGCCUCGACCGCAUGACCUCCGGCAUGGAUCGGAUGGGGUCUGGAGGUGUUGGUGGCCAGUUUGAUCGCUCUGGUGAAAUGGAUCGUGGAUUUGGUGGGAAUUCCUUUGGAGGAGCUGGAGGAACUGGGGGCAGCAAUAUCAGGAAGGGAUGCCAGAUCUUUGUCAGAAACCUGCCAUUUGACUUCAACUGGAAAAUGCUGAAGGAUACCUUCAACACAUGCGGCAUGGUUCAGUAUGCCGAUAUCAAGAUGGAGAACGGCAAGUCCAAGGGCUGUGGCGUGGUUCGCUUCGACACCCCUGAAACUGCAGAGCGCGUCUGCAGGACCAUGAACGGCUAUCGGCUGAAUGGAAGAGAAAUCGAUGUUAGGAUUGAUAGAAAUGCAUAAAUUAUUUGUCUGCAUUUGCCAUUUCAUUUAGUCCCUAAUGUCCAAACUCUCUAUCAUCUGACUUGCCGUUAGGAUAGUCAGAUUAGAUUCACUUGGUUUGUUGGAUAUUUGUAACAGUAAAAGUUAUUUUAGUUAGUAAUUGUUCCCAGUGAAAGUGUUUUAGUUUUUGCUUAAAUUUUACUUUUUUUUUAGAGACCAAAUUUUUAAUUUUCUUUUCUCUCAUGCUUCAACUGUCAUUGCCUUUGGUUCUAUAAGGUGUUUUGAUAAAUAAACCUCAGUAUUUGAAA